This is a messenger RNA of Thelazia callipaeda (thelaziosis nematode), 12933 nucleotides long. The record is from the annotation of a GenBank genome assembly. NCBI's taxonomy places the organism in Eukaryota, Metazoa, Nematoda, Chromadorea, Rhabditida, Thelaziidae.
AUGCGAAUGCUCGUGCUUCUUUUCUUGCUGCUAGAAGCUCAAUUAUAUGACUGCUCUGAAAAAGAUACAACUUUGGUCAUCAAUCGUAUCAAUAAUCGUGUCGAAUUCUCGGAUUUAUUGCUAGAAUAUAAUCACAAUCAAGCUGAUGAAAAUAUCGUCAAUGUCAAUAUAAGUUUUAUGAUACACAGUGUUGUAAGCAUCUUUCCAAUAACAAGAUUGAAAUGCGAAAUUUUCCAACAGUGGCGUGAUUCACGUUUAAAAUAUUUUGGAACAUCAUCCAUUACGGUGAUUCCAAAAGGGACCAAAAUUUGGAUUCCUGACACAAACUUUGUCAAUUCUGAAAUAAAUUAUGGUUUGCAAUCUUCGCUUCGUCUUCAUUUUGACGGUUUAAUUAGCUGGAAGCAACAAGCAAGACUAACUAUUCCUUGCUUUCCUAAAAUUUAUUCGGAAGAGGUCAAGUCAAAGUCUGACGCAAAGCAGUCAAUUUCAAAUUGUUCAUUAAUAAUUGCAAGCUUCGAUAAUGCUGGAGCCGAAUCAAUCGUUUAUACAUUAGACAAAGUUAUUCAUUCCCUUGAAGAUCCCGCAUAUUUUGGUCAAAUAGAAAAUUAUACAAUAAUGGAAGUAAACAAUAUUUUGCUACCUCUAAUCAGUGAAUUUCGGAAACGAUCUGUGGACAAUUCAUUACUGGUUAUGUUUGACUCAGUUGAACUUUGCACUCAAUAUAAUGAAUCAAAAUGUGGACGAAAAACUUCUAAGAAAGCAAUUGAUCAAAUAAGUACUUUAGAACUUGUAGAGGUUUUUUUAGAAACUUGCACUGUUCAAGCAUACAUGGGUGAGGUACAUCACUGGCAAACGAAGCCUUGUAGAAACCUAAAUAAAAUUGUUAGUAAUAUGAUCGAAAUCGAUAACUUAAGGAUGAUUUCGAAAGGAAUUACUCAAAAAGUUUCAGCAUGGAGGAGAAUAAACGACGAAAAAUUAAGAACCGUAGAUUCUGAAGUGAUGAUUUGUUUCACAUUAAAUGAUAGUUAUUUUGCGAAUAAUAUUGAAAUUGUGACUUUUCUCGAGUAUUCUUUGCAAACGCUUUGUGGAUUUAAAAUGCAAAUGAGUGUAGAAAAAAUAAAACAAGUUGUCUUGCCAACUAUGAUCGGUCCAGAAUUAUGGAUUUCUAUAAUGCGGUCAGAGGUUCUAGGAAUCAACAUGGAACUUUUUGACUAUUAUGGAAUUGAAUGUGGUUUUGUUCGAGGAAUUCAUCUUUCUGAGAGUUGCUUGCAACGUUUCCAAAGACUUCUUGAAGAGCCGACAAAGAGUUCUAAACAAAAUAUGUCUGGCCACCAAUGUGUUGUUGCUAAAAGAUUAAAUCAAGGCUCAGUACAAGAAAAUGUCCUGGACGUUUGCAAUUUCCAUUAUGAAAAUAUGCAUGACAUAUCAGAAAGCACUCAAGAAGUGAUGAUUGAUCCAUCUGUAAAGGAUAAAGUUCGAAAAACAGUGGAAUCAAUCGCAAAAACAUCCUGCCGAGAUGAUCAUAUGUCGUUUUUAUCGUUUGGAUUUGAUUCCUUGAAAUUAGCGCGAUUAGAAUUUAUGCUGCAAACAAAGUUUUCUGAAGAAUUUUUCAUCCCCUACGGAAGUGCCCAUCAGUAUUCUACCAUAAAUGCUCUUAGUGAAUAUAUUUCAAAAAAUCUCAAGCAAGAAAACAGCACUCUAAGCAUUUUCAAGUUUUCUGCCAAUAUCGAGUUUCUGAAUAAAAAAUUGAGAAAUAUCAUCAAAAGUGGAGAAGAAAUUCCACUCUGUUCCGUACAAAAACGAAUAGUAUUUCUCAGUCAACUGUACUCAGAAAGAAAAUUCAGUUUUAUCGAAACUUUGAAGUUUAGUAUUGGAACUCUGCAAGUUAUUCAGUUUCAGAAUGCAUUCAAUAGAAUCAUAGCAAGGCAUACAGCUCUACGAACCAUUUACACAACUUCAGGUCAAACAGUUCUAUCUCUUACCGAAGCAAACUUUUCAAUUUUCUUGCGACCUGAUAGAGUAUUUCAUCCUAUUGAUUUAUUCGAUUCUGAAGUACCGAUAAGAAUUAUGAUAGCAGCACGAGAGAAAGCUGAUAAGCAAGAGAAUCAAAAGGUCGGAAGAGAUCUAGAUAAGACUCAUCAAUAUCACAAUAUACAAUAUGCUAAGGAUGAACAGAAAGAAACCUUUGAAAUUUUCAGGAUCACUGUCCAACUACAUCACAUAAUGAUUGAUGGCUUAUCGAUAAAAUUACUAAGUCAUGAACUGCGAGAACUUUAUGAUGAGAAAACUGUGCUGAAACCUUUACAAUACCAAUACACGCACUACAUGCUUCUGGAGCAUCAGCGAAAGCAGGAUUCUGAAGAUAGAAGGUCACGUGAAGAUUUCUGGAAACGAUUAGUUUCUCAAGUUGAAUUACAGCAACUACCAACAAAAAAAGCUAUAUUACAAAGUGAAAAUUUGUAUAAAAGUCACAAAUUGGUGUUUACCGUAGAUUCUAGGACUGAAGAAUGUUUGCGAAAUUUGGCAAUUCGUUGUAAUGUGACACAAUUUUCUGUACUUGUUAGCAACUUUCAACUGCUUCAGUACAAUCUGUAUGGUUUCCGAGAUACUUGUACUGGGAUAACAGUCACUCUCCGAGAAAUACCAGAAUUAUGCACAGUUAUUGGAUGUUUAUUAAAUGUUGUACCAGUAAUCAACAGCAUCGAUCCCACUGAUCAAAUCUAUAAUGCCUUAAUGAAAUCAUACCAACAAAUGAAUAAAAGUAUUCAUAAACAAAUGCCAUUCGAUGAUCUGAUUACAACUCUGCAAGUGCCGCGUGAUGGAUCAAAUUCCCCGCUUUUUCAAGUUUUAUUCAUCUUAGACGAUCAAAGUAGUGAUGACAUUGAGCACGAUAAAUGUAAUGGUGAUAACGAUGACAAAAAUGCAGAACAAAACCUUGACAUUUUUUCAAGCGAUGACUCUAAUUUUGCACAGUACGACCAAGUUUGGUAUUUCUGCUACAAGAAAAAAAUAACGAUCAAAAUCGAGUAUAAUGGGCAUUAUUUUGAUGAAAGUAUGAUAAAAGCGUACCUCUAUCAAUAUAUCAGAUUAAUUCAUCGAGUUUCACAAAACCUGUAUAUUUCUGUUGAAAACAUUGAGCUGAUAAGCUCAGAAGAAAAAUUUAAUAUUUAUCAGCAAAUGAAAGAUAAUAGAUGUGAUUUUCCAAUUAGAUCGACAGUUUUGAAUAUGAUUACCGAACAAAACAGAAUUGAUCCUUGCUGUAAUGUCAUUAUUGAAAAUGGUUUGUUAUUCUCAAGCAUAUUCCUACAACGAACAAGCAAUCAGUUAUCCAGACUUCUUGAACAAAAACUGCUCCAGUUCUGGGGCGAAAGUAUGCGAAGUGAUCAUUUUGUGAUGCUUAUUUUUGAUCGGUCAGUUUAUUUGAUUGUGAUGAUAUACGCGCUGUGGAAAUGCGGAAUUGCAGCACUUCCAGUUAAUUCUGAGAUUUCUUUAGAUCAUUUGCAUAAAAUUCUUGGCAAAGUUCAUUUGCCAACAGUCAUUUAUGAUAACAGCGUGAAAUAUGGUCGAGAUUUAGAUGAAAAUGAUCUUAAUGAGUCAUGGGAAAAGCUCAGAAAGGUGAAACAUGAAGCUAGUGCAUAUGCAUACCCUGUAUUCAAGCAAGAAAUUAACGAACUUGUCACUUCCUGUUUAGAUUAUUCUGAUCAAGAAAUCAGAAAAAAGAUCACGCAGUACAAUUUAGCCUAUUUAACAUUUACAUCGGGAAGCACUGGAAAUCCCAAAGAAAUUUGCACAGAAUUUUUAGGCCUUAGUAAUUUAGCGUUCAAUUAUGCUGAAAUGCUUAGUCUCAAUUCAAACAGUGUAAUUUACCAAAUAGUUAAUCCAUCUUUUGAUAUUUUUUUUGCUGAUCUUCUAGAAGCUCAAACAAAUGGAGCAAGUUUACAAUUGGCAAGCCAGCGAAUACCAAAUAUAAAUGAAAUGUCAAAGGUCACACAUGCAUAUAUCAUGCCAGCUUAUUUAUCAGCUAUUCCGACGCAAGAAUGGGAGAGAUUAAAAUAUUUGCAGAAAAUCAACUUUGGUGGCGAUUAUAUCCAAGAUAAAACUCUACGUGAUGCUAUUCAAGCCGGUUAUUCCUUUUAUAAUCAGUACGGAGCAACAGAAAGUUCUAUUUUUUCUACCUGCCAUUUGAUGAAAGUUUGUAAUGAAAGGAAUUUUGUUGGAAAGGCACUCAAAAAUGUUCAUCUUCUUGUACGUAAUAAUAAUAAACAUUUAUGUGAACGACGUACGCCAGGAACCUGCUGCAUUUCGGGUACAGGUGUUGCACGUGGUUAUUACGAUAAUGAACACUUGAACCAAGUAACAUUCCUGCAUAACCAUGAUUUAACUAGAUUUGAAUUGCUGCUAAACAAUGAUAACCGGUACUUUUGGACUGGUGAUUUGGUUGAGAUGCGAAAUAAUACUGGUGGCUUACUGUUUUAUGGACGAAAAGACUUUCAAGUGAAAAUUCGAGGCAUGAAAGUGGACAUCGGUCAAAUUGAGAUAAUUCUCGGCCAACAUCCGGCAGUAAGAAAUAGCAUUGUUUGCUUGCAAAAGAAUAAUGAAAGCGAUGAAAUCUUAACCGCCUAUGUCCAACUUUUUCAAGAUAAACAAGCAAAUAAAGCUUCCAUUACAAAAUGCUUACUACAGUACUUAUCAACAAAGUUACCAAGUUAUAUGAUUCCGAAGCAAUAUAAAAUCCUUCAAGAAUUUCCUGUAAAUGCUAAUGGGAAAAUUGAUCGAAAACGGCUACCGAUACCAGAAACAUUUAUGAAUUCAGAAUCCUCUCCAAGCUUUGGCUAUACGCUGGAAUUCUGGGAGAGACAAGUCAUCGAUAUAUUUGUUCAGCUAUUGCCUGAUAAAGUUAUCGAACUAGAAAAAUCGUUUUUCGAAGUAGGUGGAGAUUCAUUAAAGGCUUUGAUUGCCAUUCAAAACAUCAAGAGUGAAACAGGCAUGGCUUUGGAGCUUCAGAAAAUUUUCGAACUGUCUUCAUUCAAAGCUAUUCUACAAUAUUUGAGACAAAAGUAUAUAAUUAAUAAUUCUGGUGAAAAUACUCAGAAAUACUCAAUCAGAUCUAGAACGGUGGAAGUUUGUUCAGCAAGUGAAAUUUCAAAUUCUACUCAAACAAAAAGUACUGAGCCAGCGCAUUUUCUGCCCAACAAAAAUAAGCUUGAUACUUGCACGAUUUCUGGAAAAAUGAAAAUUCAGAGCAUUCCUGUCAGUUUACAACAGAAAAGAUUAUUAUUUCUGUAUAGCUUCAGUGAAAAAUAUCGUGAAUGUUAUAAACUACGCUUUGACAUUAUUUUUUACGGACGUUUAAAUUACAGAUUUUUGAACACAGCAAUAAAUUAUGUCAUGCGAAAGCAUCAAAUCUUGCGUACUAUUUUUCUACAAAAGGGAGCUAAUAUCGUUCAAGAAGUAACAUCUUUAACCGAGUGCUAUAUUAAUAUUUGUAGCAAAAAAUUUGGGACAGCAGAAAUAGAUCCUUCAGUCAAAUCGAAAACAAAUCAAAGAGUGAAUGCAUUAUACGAUAAUCCGCUUGUAACAAUCAAUUUUUCAAGGGACCAAAAGCUUACUUUAAUUUUCGAUCAUCUGAUUGUAGAUGGUCGUUCGAUCGCCAUACUUACCAAAGAUUUUGUCGAUUUUUACAAUCGACUUCUAGAUGAAGACAAUAUUUUUCCUAAUAUCAGCGAUCUGAGCAACACUUAUGCUGAAUUUUGCUCUCGCCAACAAAAACAGCUAGAAAACUUGGAGAGAGUACUGAAGAGUGAUGCUAGUUUGGCCUUCGUUUAUGAUGAAAAAAUUAGCAGUCAUUCUGUGGAGAAUAACCUCAGAGAAUUUCGAAGUUUGGAGGGAUUAAUUUGCAAACUUCGUGACUUUUCACCAAACUUGUUUACAGGAGACCUAUCGGAUGCAAAUACCAAUAUAAAAAGUCAAACUAUUCGUAUCAAAUUGCCACAGAAUUUGGAUUCUGUUAAAAGCUUUUGUGUGGAACAUGAAUGCACACUUUUUGCAUACUUGUUGUGCAAUUUUGCUCUAACAAUACGGCACUUAUUUGCUGCAAAAAAGUUUGCUGUUGUUAGUGCAGCACUGAAUCGCGCAAAGGAUACUAUUGACUGCGUGGGAUUAUUUGCCAAUAACGUAAUUAUUCCAAUAGACACAAAUUUUGAAAACAUUUCAGAAUUUAUUCACAAUAUCCAACAAAAUAUUGCUGAAUCUUUGCAAUUUCAACAUAUUCCUUAUGAAUAUAUUAUUCAAAGGUUGAAUCCCAAACGCAGUAUUGAUGGCUCCGAAAUUUAUCAGAUAUCAUUUGUUCUUCACAAUGCCUCUGCAAUGCAAUUACCAAAAAUAAACGGUGUUAAAGCAAUCGUGCAAGAAAUUAAUGCUAAUUAUGCAAAAUUCGAGCAAACAUGGUCUUAUACCGAAUUUUCGGAGUAUAUUGAGAUGGUGGUGGAAUACAGAAGUGCAAAAUACAGUACAUCAAUGAUGCAAAAGAUGAUGCAAGUGUAUGAAGAUAUGGCUUCAAUAGUAUUGAAGCAUGAAUCAUCAGGAGUGAAAGAUAUUCUGCAAUAUUCCAAAAUUAUAAGGGAAGAGGUAUUUCAAAAAAACCAAAAAUUAAAAGAAAGAAAAGAAUUGAAAGGUGGCUCAAAGCAACAAUGUCAGUUAGAAAGAAUCUUACUUGAGAUUUGGAAGAAAAUUUUGAACAAUCCAAAUGUUACCAUUUUCGACAAUUUUUUUGCCAAAGGUGGACAUUCUUUGCUGAUUGCGAAUAUUUGUUAUCACAUUAAAGAACAGAUAGACUUUGAAUGUUCACCACAGAUAAUAUUCAGAUAUCAGACCAUUCAGGAACUUGCUAAAUAUAUUCAAAGGAAACAGAAUCAAAAGCUUUCAAAGGUUUUUCCCAGGAAAUUUGAAGUUCCUGUCUGCCCUCUACAGGAAUCAUUGGCAAUAAUGUUUUACAAUGAAACUAAGAAAUCAAAAACUUCAAGUUUUCCUUUAGUACACUCUAAAAAUGAUCUAGCGAGAGCUUAUCAGACGGGUUUUUCGAUUUGCUUGGAAAAUGUUAAUUUGCUAAGAUUGAAGUAUACUCUGAAUUUAAUUAUUCUGCGGCACUGUGCACUUCGUACAACAUUCUACUGCCAAAAUAGAAAAUUUUUCCAAGAAAUCCAUUCUGGUUCUGAAGUUUAUGUUGCACCGCGAAAAAUUACCUCUGAAUUUCCAGAAAACAUGCCACUGAAUCCCUUCGAUAUGGUACCGAUUCUCUGCUGGUUAAAUGAUACUAAGGAUCAGUCAAAGAAAAAUGACCAGUUUGAGCUACACUUUCGAAUAAGUCACGCUGCUUGUGAUGGAAAAUCGUUAAAUAUAUUAGCUAAAGAGUUCCACUGUAUUUAUUUACAUGAUUUUGAACUUGAUUAUAAAAGUGAUAAUUUUCUAGAAUUCAGUAAACGGAUUCAGCAAAGGUUUUCUAAGCGUCGAACAGAAGUAUCAAAGUAUUGGUCAAAGAUUUUGAAAGGUUCACAAGCUUUGAACUUUUAUUACGACAAAGUAAUCGGAAACACUGCAAGCGGUAAUAAAUGCAAGUUUAUUUGCAAAACUUUUUCAAAAUUGUAUAAGAUAACAAGGAAAAUAGCCAACAAGUGUGGAUGCUCACCGUUUACGAUACAAAUGGCAGCAUUUAGCAAAGUAAUCUCUAUGAGAACAGAUCAAGCAUUUGAAGUACUAAUUGCAUGUCCAUUUGAUAUGCGUGACUGUGAAGUGAUCGGAAUGUGUAUCAACGUAUUACCAAUAUUGAUUGACGUUGGAGAAAGAACUUACCAAAAUUUGAUACAAAAUGUCGCCAAAUGCUUAACUGAUGCAUACGUAAACGCUGACAUCUCUAGCGUGGAAAUAGAAAAGAUAUGCACAAAGCAUGGAAUUUCUAACUUUAUUCAAGUUAUGAUUGUUGACAGUUUGGAUGAAACUUUCAGUAAGAAUUACCAAUUUUUGAAUAAUGAUAGUGAGUAUACAAAGUGUGCUUUGACGUUGUUUCUCACGCCUCGAGAUGAAGAUACAGUUGCGAAAAUUGAAUUUAAACAAGAUCUCUUUUAUAAUGAAUCAAUGAAUGCAAUGCUCAAUUGUUGGGCUAAAACAAUCGGAAAAAUGGAGUCCAUCAUAGUAAAUGGAAUUAAGGAAGCUGACGGUCGAAAUGUCAAAUUAGAUGAACGCCAAAGUCAUUUUCAUGAAAAUAAUUCUAAAGAGGAAAUGAAUCGAAACAAAGACAGAAACAGCGAAUUUAAUAUUUCAGCUACAGUUAAGAGAAAGAGUGAUUAUCCAAAAUUUAGUCUUCAGCAACUGAUUUCUGAUGCUUUUGAAAAUAACUCUAAAUCAGCAAUCAAUUCAGCUGUGAUUGGAAGUGAUGAAAAAGUUGAUUAUACCACUUUAAGAGAAAGGAUGUUAACGAUUUCAAGAGUUUUACAGCAAAAGGUUAUUCAGAUUACAGGCAGAGCAUUACGAGCUGAUGAUGUGAUAGCAAUUAUUGCUUCUAAUAGUAUCGAAACUUUAAUUAUAUGUUACGCAGUGAUUCUAGCCGGAGCUGCUUAUCUUCCCAUUGACUGCAUGAAUCCGAUGAAGAGAAUCUCAAAAGUUCUGGACCAAAUCAAUGCAGCAUUCUAUGUUGUCAUUAAAAACAAAUUAACUUUUAAUGAGGCAUUUCCAAACUUAUCUAAAAGUUAUUCAUUUCAAAAUGCUGUAGAACUGCAACUAACUGAUUCACAUAUUGCUAAAAAUUACUAUAUGUCUUACAGACAUUUUAAAACCCUUCCACUUGAUUUAGCCUAUGUGAUAUUUACUUCGGGAACUACCGGAAAACCUAAAGGAGUAGCAAUCAACCAAAAUGGCUUGCUUAACAUGGCAGUGGCAUGUACUCAAAACUUUUGGAUGAAGUCUGAAGACUGCGUAUACCAAUUCACAAACUUUGCAUUUGAUAACAGUGUUUUGGAAGUAAUAAUGGCCUUCGUUAAUGGUGCUUCGUUGCUUCUCCGAGAUAAUUUCUUUACGCCGGAUAAGUUUCUGAAUGAACUGAAGAGUUUCAGAAUCAGUCAUGCGCUUCUUUUUCCAGGUUUAGUGGAAUGUUUCACCACAGAGCAAAUUAGAGACUUGCGACAUCUUAGAUACUGGAUCGUUGGAGCAGAAAGUAUUAAUAACAGACUUUUAGAAUUUGCCCUAAAGUCUGGUGUAAAUAUUAUUCAGAAUUACGGACCAACUGAAACAACCGCUUAUGCGCUAAGUAAACGAAUGAAAUUGCUUGAUAAAGCCAAUAACAUUGGUCAAGGAAUAUUAAAUACUGAAAUUACAGUAAGAGAUUCUCAAGGAGAAGCUCUAACAUCUGCUUUUGCUGUUGGAGAGUUAGCCAUCACUGGAGAAGGAGUCAUGCGCGGUUACAUAUCUACUUCUACUGAUUCAUGCUCAAAAAUGAUAAACAGAAGAAGUGAGAGAUCGCAGAGAUUUAGCUUUAAUACAAAAGAUCUAGUUCGUCUCCAAACUAAUGAUGAUAUUAUAUUCUUAGGACGAUCUGAUGAACAAAUCAAAAUUCGGGGAAUUCGAGUAGAACUUGGCGAAAUUGAAAAUAUUCUGUGCAAGCAUUCUGACGUGAAAUCCGCUAAAGUGAUUUUAACAAAGGAUCAACAGCAACUAGCUGCUUUUAUUAUUCCUUCGUCCACAAGAAAUGAAUUAAAGUGGAGUACUUUGCGAAACUUUUUAUUACAAUAUUUGCCUUACUAUAUGGUGCCCAUCAGAUUUCACAGCCUUCAUCAAUUGCCGCUUACGAGAAAUUCGAAAAUUGAUGUAGAAGCUUUGAAAGCAUUAUUGCAUGUAGAAGAUAAAUCUGUAAUAGUGGAGGAUCUAGAAGUUGAAAACAGACUUCAAGCAGAGUUACUUGUCUUGUUCAGAGAAGUUCUCCAAAAUAGUUGUAUCACAACCCAGGACGACUUUUUUGCUUUUGGUGGAAAUUCAUUUUCAGCUUCAAAACUUGUUCAAAUGAUCCAAAAUAAAUUAACGUAUCACGUAGAUACAUCUGACGUUUUUCACUAUCGUAACGUAAAAAGGCUGUCGGUUUAUAUUGCUUCAGAAUCCUUAAAUAAACCAAAGAGUUCAAAGGUUGAUAAAAUUUCUGAUUCUUAUAAUGAGAAGAAGCCGUUAUUCGAUUUUAAUAAUAUUCCUCUUAGUUUUCAACAGCAACAAUUCAGAUUUCUAAAUGAAACCAAACAACGUCAAUGUUAUGAACUGAUAUAUAUACAGAAAUUCCACGUAUCCUUAAGUUUUCAUCAUUUAAAAUUGGCGUUUCUCCGUUUGAUCUUACGCCAACCUUCUCUACGAACAUUUUUCCCAGAAAGGAAUUUCGAAGCUUAUCAAGAAAUACUUUCCGGAACAGAGGCUUACUUUCAUAGCAGUAUAUUGCAAUGCAAUUUUCCAUCAACGAAUGCUGACAGCUACAUAGCAGAAAAAGUUGAGACUCUUCGAAAUUCUGAAAUUCUCUUUACAGAUACAUCUCCUAUUUUGUGCACUUUUUUAGUAGUCAGUAAUAUGUCUUAUGUUAUCCUACGCAUAAAUCAUAUUAUUAUUGACGCGUGGUCAACGGGCAUUCUCGAAAAUGACUUGACUGACCUGUAUCAGAAAGUAUUAAAAAAUAAUCUAUUCGAUAUCAGUUCAAAGCUGCAUUUUACAUACGCCGAAUAUUCCAUUGAACAACAACAACAAAAUAAUCUGCUAGAAAAACUGGCAAAUGCUUAUGCUGAUAAGAUCAUGAAGUGGAUUGCAAAGAAACAAGACUGCAAUCAAAUUUACAAAAAUUGGAAAUGUACUGAUAUUAGUGCUGAAUGUAGCAGUCAGAAGUCAGAUGAACCUCUGAAGAUAGAAGACUCUGGAUUAUACUUCGAGACAAGAUUUACUGUUGACAUAGCAAAAGUUCAGAAUAUCAGCCAUCAUUUCGGAGUCACUCCACUUGUAGUCUUUCUUAGUUCCUUCACUUUGGCUUUACAUGAAAUUUCAGCUACAAAUCAGCUGAUUAUCAGCAUUCCCAUAGCAAAUCGCACUUUGAAAACUAAUCAAAUUAUAGGUAAUUUCCUCAACAACUUACUCGUACAAAGCGAGCAUGAUAGGGUUGUUACAGUUGAUGAGGGUAUUAGUAAUGAGAAUGAAGUUAAUGUCAAAAACUCAGUUGACUUUGAAAGGAAGGAGUAUUCUCAAAGUCACUUGAAAUUAAUUAAGAAGCAUAUCAGCAACAUUAGCGCAGCAGUUAACGAAGUUCGUCAAUUUGAACAAAUACCCUUUGUUAUUCUUUUCAAAGCGAUUCGAAGUAAACUGAAGAAGUUUGACCCAGCAAGUUUAGAAAUGCUUGAUCGUCUACACAAAACUGUAUUCUUUAAUUUUCGUUAUGGACUAGAGGAUAAUCGUGAGUGUAUACUAGGUGAAGGUGAAGUACACGCACCACCCGACUGCAUCCAUGAAAUUGAAGUAGAAGUUGACCAAUCAGAAAAGCGAUAUUUAUGUCGACUUCGAAUGCAAAAUCGUCAAAGUAAGAAAAAACACUUACUGCAAUUACAUCAACGAAUGGUUGCAUUGCUAGAGAAGACUUUGAUCAGUCAUGAAGUACAGCGACAAAUAAGUGAGAUAAUUAAGAACAAAAGUAUUGAUAAUAACUCAUCACUAUAUUUCGCACAAUCACCAGAGAUAAAGGAGACUGAUUCAGCACUGCGGAGAAUCUGGGCUGAGUGCCUGAACAAAAAGACAAUUAGUGAUGAAGACAAUUUCUUUUUGGAAGGCGGGAAUUCCAUGUUAACGCUUAAAUUAAAGCGGCAAAUUCAGGCAGAAUUUAAUAUCCCUAUUGAAAUCGAGGAGAUAUUCAAAAACAGUCACUUUACGCAUAUGAGAUGCUUAAUAAGUCAACGAUUACACGACAAACACCGCAAUUUCUUGCCAGAAAAUUCAAUAAAAACAAACCAAUCUGUGCAUGAAGGAUGCAAAAAUUUAAUAUUGGCAAGUACACUAAACCAAGAUUUCGCUGCAAAAGCUACAGACUUACAUAGAUUUGAGGACAAAAAUGCUGUUCAUGUAUUUUAUCAAAACGAAUCUAACGCUACUGGCGAUAUAAUUGUCUUUUUUCAUGCAUUAAUUGGUGGCGUGACUGUGACGUACGCACCAAUAGUGCGCCAAAUGCUAUUGAAACAUUCAAGACCUUUUAAGAUAAUCGGUAUUGAACAUCCCGAUACUUUUUCAUACGGAUAUUUGAGAAACCCAAAUCUUUACCGGUCUAUUGAAAGCUUAUGUUCCAAAUACGUUCAAGAUAUGCGCACACAUUUAUGCAAAAAUAGAAAGACUAUAUUUAUCGGUGCAUCAUUCGGUGCUGUUUUGGCUUAUCAAUGUGCAAAUGAACUGGACCAACAGGAGGCUGGAAUUUUGCAAAUGUGUGCAAUUCACUGCAAAAUUCCGAUACUUUGCAGAUUCUUUAUUUCAGGUAUUCGUGUCAAUCAACUGAUAUCAAUUGAUGGAGUGGCUUGCUGGAACUCUACAGAACAAAUGCCAUCGUACAAGCAACAUCGUUCACAAAUCAUGAAAUUCAUCAAGAUUCGCACAGGGCAGAUGGAAAUCAACAGCAAAAUGAAGGAAGCGAUGAUCGACAAUGCAUGGGAAUUGCUGAAAAUGAUGCGAAUAUACAGCCCAAGAAGCCUUAAAGAUCCUUCCAGCCUCCAUAUAACUCUAUUAAAAUCAAACGUUAGAAGCAGUCUACAUGAUGACUAUGGAUGGACGCAAUUAUGCGACACAACGGUCAUAAGCAUCCCUUUCUCACAUGAAACAAUGUUUGAUGACGGCACUGCUGUUAUGAUUACAGACAUAAUUAUAGAGAGUAUAGCCAGAAAUAGAUAA